Molecule: messenger RNA, 1284 nt
Organism: Rhipicephalus sanguineus (brown dog tick)
Lineage: Eukaryota; Metazoa; Arthropoda; Arachnida; Ixodida; Ixodidae
Exons: 1
Coding region: 1-1284 (427 amino acids)
Biological process (GO): DNA integration
Molecular function (GO): nucleic acid binding
Source: RefSeq, a predicted model, not a curated record
AUGAAGGCCGACGUGCAGUUCUCGUGGCAGAAGCCCCAGGAAGACGCUUUUCCUGAACUUCAAAGGCGCUUGCACUCACCGCCAAUACUGGGUAACUUCUACGAAAGCACCGACACCGAAGUUCACACAAAUGCGAGCGGCGUCGGACCUGGCGCAAUGUUGAUCCAGAAGAAGCACGACCUCGAGCGAGUCAUCGCCUACGCGAGCCGGUCCCUGUCGAAAGCGGAGUUGGACAAUUCAACGAGACAAAAGGAAUGCCUCGCUGUCGUUUGGGCAAUCACAAAGUUUCGAUGGUAUCUUUACGGGAGGCCCUUCGAGGUUGACAUUGACCACCACGCUCCGUGCUGGCUGGCCAACCUAAGGGACCCGUCAGGUCGUCUUGCUCGUUGGAGCCUGCGACUACAGGAGUACGACGUCACCGUCGUCUAUAAGUCAGGCCGAAGGCACACGGACGCCGACUGCCUUCCGAGAGGCCCCGUUAAUACCUUCGUGCCAUGCGAUGACGAUGACGAUGGUGCAUUUCUUGGUCCCGUGAGUUCUGAUACUUUCGCAAAUGAUCAACGCGCCGAUCCUGAUCUUCGCGGCGUGCUAGAAUACCUCGAAGGUAAGACUGAUACACCGCCAAAAGCGUUCAGGCGCGCGAUUUCGUCGCUGUGCCUGCAGAUCCUACGCUUGAGCCACGCAGUCAAUCGCAAAACCACAGCCUACCACCCGCAGACAAACGGCCUGACGGGGCGUUUGAACAAGACCCUCGCCAACAUGCUCACCAUGUACGUUGACGUGGGGCAUGAGACUUGGGACGAAGUCCUCCCUUACGUCACUUUUGCAUACAACAGCGCACCACAAGAGACAACGCAGAUGACACCUUUCGAGCUUGUAUUCGCCCGCCCAGCCAGCACCAUGCUGGAUGCUAUGUUGCCUCACAUCGACGACGGAAGCACCAAUGGGGACGUGGCCGAUUUCCUUCAACGUGCCCAGGAAGCCCGCCAGCUCGCCGGAACGCGUAUCAAAGAGCAGCAGCACACGGACACCCGACUCUACAACCUACGACGGCGCGACCAGCUGUGCGCACCCGGUGACCGCGUUAUGGUGUGGACACCGAUUCGCCUCCGGGGCCUCAGCGAGAAACUCUUACGCCGGUAUUUUGGACCGUACAAGAUAAUGCGACGACUCGGGCCCCUUGUCUACGAAGUUGUGCGUGAUGGAGUGACAAAAUCACAACGACGACGCUCGCGACCUGAAGUAGUCCACGUUACGCGUCUCAAGAAGUUUUUUGAACGAUAG